AUGCGUUUACCAUCGUUGCCCACCCUGCUCUCGGGCAUCCUCUUCGCCCUCGAAGCGACAACUGCCCAGGCCGCACCAGCAACCAGACAGGCAUCCGGCUCGCUCGCCUUUCUUCCACAACAACCCCUGUUGACAUUCAAGUAUUCAACCUCGAGUGCAAAUGCAAAGAACUGGGUAGGCGUCUAUCAUGCGUCUGGCGGCGGCCCUGAUAAGGAGGAAUUCGUGGAACAGUCCCUGGCAUGGGCCUACGCACCGCAGGGCGAGGGAACAGUGAAGAUUUCGGCGACAGAUCUGCUCCCGGGCGAUUACAAGGCUUUCUUCCUAGCCAACGACGGGUACAAGUGGCUUUCGGAACCGGUCAUCUUCCAAGUGCCCUUUGCCAACCGUCCGGUAGCCUUCAUUGUUAACGAGAUCACUUUGCCCAAUGCACGCCAAGGCGACAAGUACGAGGCCAAGAUUAGUGGACUGAGAAUUGACGGCGGGAGCUCUACAGUCAAGUACAGCAAAGUCCAGGGCGACGACUGGGUAAAGGUUUCCGCUGAUGGCACCAUCUCCGGCACACCGAAUGUCUCCAAAACUUCGAAAGCAACCGUCGAGAUUACCGCGUCCGACGGAUCCUCCGCUCGUCUGCAAGCAACCGUUCCAGUUCGCGCAUCCGGCACUUCCCUGGUUGGUAACCUUGCCGUCAUGACCUAUAACCUCUGGCACGGAGGUACGCAGGUAAACGGCUAUCACGCCAAGCAGGUACGAUUCCUCGCCUCGAGCGGUGCGGAUGUCGUAGGCGUCCAAGAAAGCACGGGUGGGCAUGCCCAGCGCCUCGGUGAUGCUCUGGGAUGGUACUCCUGGCAGGGGAGCGAUGUUGGUAUCAUCAGCAAGUAUCCCAUUACCACGACGCAUGUUCACGAUUCGUGGGGCGGGUAUGUCGAGAUCGCCCUUGGUGAGGAUAAGGUGGUAUUGUGGAACGUGCAUUUGGGAUACACCCCUUACGGGCCGUACGACUUCUGCUUCGACAAGAUGUCAGUUGACAAGGUCCUGAAGAGAGAGGAGGAGUCGAAGCGCACACCACAGAUCAAGUCUGUCGUCAAGGCUAUGCAGACUCAGCUCGCGAACGCGGACAAAGUCCCGGUGUUGUUGGUCGGGGACUUCAACGCGCCCUCGCACAUGGACUGGACGGAUGCCUUGAAGGAUAAGCACUGCGGCCAAGGAUACGUUCCUUGGCCGACAUCGAUAGAGCCUACGAAUGCCGGGCUGGUUGACUCGUUCCGUGUUGCUCACCCAGACCCUAAGAAAGAGUUGGGUAUUACGUGGUCGCCUAUUUUCUUGACGAAUGAGGGGCGACCGGAGCCGAUGGAUCGAAUUGAUUUUGUGUAUCACAAGGGGAAGAAAUUGGCAGUGGCCGACUCGAAGCAUUUGGUUGUGGGUAGCCCCAAGCCUGAACCAAACCAUGCGGACAAUGAGUGGACUUCAGAUCAUGCUGCUGUAUUGACGAACUAUUUGUUUUCGAAAUGA
Messenger RNA from Colletotrichum truncatum, 1509 nucleotides. RefSeq names its product endonuclease/exonuclease/phosphatase family. Gene Ontology annotation, cellular component: membrane. Gene Ontology annotation, molecular function: calcium ion binding; catalytic activity. Lineage: Eukaryota; Fungi; Ascomycota; Sordariomycetes; Glomerellales; Glomerellaceae. The record is from RefSeq and is a predicted model, not a curated record.